Messenger RNA from Thyridium curvatum, 1650 nucleotides. RefSeq lists its product as uncharacterized. The record is from RefSeq and is a predicted model, not a curated record. Bases 1 to 1650 code for a protein of 549 amino acids. The transcript has a single exon. Gene Ontology annotation, molecular function: single-stranded DNA binding; ATP-dependent DNA damage sensor activity; double-stranded DNA binding. Gene Ontology annotation, biological process: DNA recombinase assembly; mitotic recombination; DNA strand invasion. Lineage: Eukaryota; Fungi; Ascomycota; Sordariomycetes; Thyridiales; Thyridiaceae.
AUGACGGACCUCCUGCGCGUCCUGCCAGACUUCCCCACGGAGCCAUACGCCGGCCUGCUGCCGGCCCUCGAGCGCCAUGCCGUCACCACCAGCGACCUGCUGACCCUCGAGGUCGCCGACAUCGGCAAGCGCACGCAGCUGCCCCUGCUGGACAUCAAGCGCCUGGCCAACGCCGUGCUGAGGGCCCUGCACGAGGACCUCGGGGUACUCGCCGCCCCGGCCCAGCAGCAGCAGCAGCAGCAGCAGCAGCAGCCGGCUGCCGGUCCAGAGGUCAGAGAUCGGGACGACGGCGAGCGGGAGGAAACUGCUGCCACGAACGAACCAGAGGGGGACGAAGAAGAAGAGAAGGAAGCAGCAGCAAUAGCAACCCGCCCGGAGGAGGCACCCUCCCCACCACGGCGGCCAGGAAGCCUCCAGCACACCCUCGCCGGCCUCGAGUCCCGGUGGUCCGCCAUCAGCACGCUCGACGCCCGCCUGGACGCCGCGCUCGGCGGCGGCAUCCCCACGGGCUACGUCACCGAGAUCGCGGGCGAGAGCGGCGCGGGCAAGACCCAGCUCCUGCUCUCCCUGCUGCUCGCCGUCCAGCUGGCGCCCGAGCACGGCGGGCUCGGCCGCCCGGCCCUCUACAUCUCCACCGAGGCCCCGCUGUCCACGCGCCGGCUGUCGCAGAUGCUCGCCGCCCACCCGUCCCUCUGCGCGCUGGACCCCGAGGCCCGCGCCGCCGUCUCGCUCGACCGCAUCCACAGCGCCGCCACGCCCGACCUCGAGUCCCAGGAGCACAUCCUGACCUACCAGGUGCCCGUGCAGGUCGAGCGCCACGGCAUAGGGCUCCUCGUCCUCGACUCGGUCGCCGCCAACUACCGCGCCGAGUUCGACCGCGGCACCGCCGGGCCGGCGUCGUCGUCGUCCUCGCGCCUCGGCAACAUGGCCGCCCGCGGCGCCGAGCUCGUCCGCCUGGGCAUGCUGCUUCGGGACCUCGCGCGCCGGCACAACCUCGCCGUCGUCGUCGCCAACCAGGUCGCGGACCGGUUUAACAACCCGAGCCCCGCCGCCGCCGCCAGCGCGUUCCGGCCCCCGCCUCACCGGCUGCACAACCUCGGCAGCAGCCAGCCGGGCGGCGGGCCCGCCGUCUCGCAGGAGAGCCCCCUGGCCUCGCGCAGCCGCGCAGCCGGCCCGCUCCCCGCCGUCGAGCCGACCUCGUCCCUGGCCGCGGCCGAGGCAGCCGCCACACAGUCCUCCAGCCCGCCGCCGCCGCCGCCGCCCUCUAUGCCGCCGCCGCCGCCCGAGGACCCGCUGCCUCCCCCGGCCCCGCCGGCCCUGCUGCUCGACCACCAGCAGCGCUGGUUCACCGGCUGGGGCGACGACCCCUUCGCCGACUCCGGCCUCAAGACGCCGAGCCUCGGCCUCGUGUGGACCACCCAGGUGGCGAUGCGGAUCGCGCUGCUCAAGAGGCCAGCCUACGGGCGGUCCCGGUACGCCGGAGACGAGGACGAGGCCCGGGGGACGCCCACCCUGCGGAACUGGAGGAGGUGGAUGAAGGUCGUGUUUGCGCCGCACGUCGCCGCCUCCGGCAUGGGCCUCGACGGUGCUACCGAGUUUGAAGUCACCAUGGCCGGCGUCAGGGCGGUCGUCAAGGAGCCCAAGAGGUGA